AUGAGUGCAUCCAAGCCCAACUUCUCGGCGCCGACGCAGACAAUAAAGUGCCAUGGCUUGCUCUUUGACAUGGAUGGUACGAUUAUCGACUCGACGGUUGCAAUUGAGAAGCACUGGCACAAGAUUGGCAAGGAGAUUGGAGUCGCACCCGAAGUGAUUCUGGCAACAUCACACGGGCGGAGAUCUAUCGACGUGCUCAAGAUCUAUGAGCCGAAGCUGGCUAAUUGGGAGUAUAUUUGCCAUGCCGAGGGACUGGUACCCAAGGAAUUCGGGCAUGAUGCCGUUGAGAUUCCCGGAUCGCGUGCCUUGCUGGACAAGCUGGAGGAACAGGGUGUUCCGUGGUGCAUUGUAACGUCCGGCACACGUCCGCUUGUCCAGGGUUGGCUGGACGUGAUGAAACUGGCGCACCCCAAGAAUCUGGUGACGGCCGAAGACGUGCUCAACGGCAAGCCGGAUCCGACGUGCUAUCAGAUGGGCGCGGAGAAACUGGAGCUACAAAAAAAGGAGGCUUCUAUCAUUGUCUUUGAGGACGCGCCGGCAGGAAUUCGGUCAGGCAAAGCGGCAGGGUUCGUGGUGGUGGGUCUCCACACGUCACAUACGCUAGAACAGAUUGUGGAAGCUGGGGCAGACUACAUUGUUCAGGACAUGGGGAGCGUCACGCUUCAGUCAUGGGACAAGACGACGGGGGAGGGUGAGAUUGUCAUCACAAAUGCGUUAGUGUAG
Bipolaris zeicola 26-R-13 is the source of this 723-nucleotide messenger RNA. RefSeq lists its product as uncharacterized. The record is from RefSeq and is a predicted model, not a curated record. Lineage: Eukaryota; Fungi; Ascomycota; Dothideomycetes; Pleosporales; Pleosporaceae. The transcript is spliced from 5 exons. The coding region runs from base 1 to 723 and encodes 240 amino acids. Gene Ontology annotation, molecular function: sugar-phosphatase activity; beta-phosphoglucomutase activity.